GGAAGUUUAAUUUCUUUAUUCUCCUGCUUGAGAUCUCUUGCGCUUUCCUCUCAAGCAGUGUCUGAGAUUGGGGCCUCAUCGCACCGAGUGCUGCACAGACAAACACUGACCAAGAUCGGAGCCCUACUUUGCUGGGCUGCACCGACAUAUAAAUGCGUCCCUACCCGCAAAACUUUAGUAAUAAAACUGAUUAAUUCCCCCCAAACAGGCUAUUCAGGUUCCACACCAGACUUAAUCCACCAGAUAGAGGUUGGGGAGGCAGAGCUCUGGAUUCGGGAUGCUGAGGACUCCAGGGAAAGCUCCAGGCCAGAGAGCCCAUUCCGAGGGCUCGGGAUCCUGGGGGGAACGCGGACACAGUCUGAAUGUGGAGAAAGCGCGGUAGGGAAGCAGGAUUCCACAUCCCACAGAGGGAUCCAUGCACAGGACGCAGUCCAUCCCCGGGGUAAACUCAGCCAGAGACCAGACCUUGCUACACACCAGAGACUCCCCAUGGGCCAGCGUCCCCACCACUGCAUCGACUGCGCCAAGAGGUUCAGCAAUCCGUCCGCGCUGAACCAGCACCAGUGCACGCACACCAGGGAGUGGCUGCACCGCUGCUCUGACUGCGGCAAGGCCUUUGCAUGGCGCUCACACCUGAGAAGACACCAGUGCACACACACUGGGGAGCGGCCGCAUCGCUGUGCUGACUGCGGCAAAGCCUUUGCAGAGAGCUCAAAGCUGAGAAGACACCAGCGCACGCACUCUGGGGAGCGGCCGCACCGUUGUGCCCACUGUGGUAAGGGAUUCUGCAGUGCCUCCACACUGACACUGCACCAGCGCACGCACACCGGGGAGCAGCCGCAUCACUGUGCUGACUGCGACAAGGGCUUUGCAGAGAGCUCAACCCUAAGAAUACACCAGCGCACGCACACUGGGGAGCGGCCGUACCACUGCACUGACUGUGGCAAGGGCUUUGCAGACGGCUCAAGCCUGAGAACACAGCAGCGCACGAACUCCGGGGAGCGGCCGCACCGUUGUGCCCACUGUGGUAAGGGAUUCUGGAGUGCUUCCACACUGACACUGCACCAGCACACGCACACCGGGGAGUGGCCGUACUGCUGUGUUGACUGCGACAAGGGCUUUGCACGGCGCUCAGAGCUGAGCAGACACCAGCGCAUGCUCACUGGGGAGCGGCCGCAUCGCUGUGCUGACUGCGGGAAGAGCUUUGCGGAGACAUCAACCCUGAGAAUACACCAGCGCACACACACCGGGGAGCGGCCAUAUCGCUGCACUGACUGUGGCAAGGAUUUUGCACAGAGUUCAACCCUGAGAACACACCAGCGCACAUAUCGGGGAGCAGCCGAACCACUGUGAUGAUUCUGAUGGGACCCAGCCAGGAACUUCCCCCGGGUCCCCACACCUAGCUCUGUUCCAGCCAGUGGGUGACUCUUGGGUGACAUCUAGAGGUGGGAUUUGCAGUCCUCCUUCAGCAUGAAUUGGGCUGAGGGGCGGGGCCGGGCAGGACAGCCUAGUGUGUGUGAUUGAAAGAAGACUCAGGAACUGCACAUGCUGUCUACUUUAAAUAGGAAUGUGAUGAAGAAGAACUACGUCCCUAAUGUGUAACAAAGGUCUGUCUAACCAGGUGUUUCUUUGCUAUUAAAAAAGCUGAUGCAUUCACACGGCAGGUGGAAAAGCCAA
Chelonia mydas (Green sea turtle) is the source of this 1677-nucleotide messenger RNA. Its product is annotated as zinc finger protein 664-like. NCBI's taxonomy places the organism in Eukaryota, Metazoa, Chordata, Testudines, Cheloniidae. Gene Ontology annotation, biological process: regulation of transcription by RNA polymerase II. Gene Ontology annotation, molecular function: DNA-binding transcription factor activity; RNA polymerase II cis-regulatory region sequence-specific DNA binding. The record is from RefSeq and is a predicted model, not a curated record. The annotation marks the transcript as partial. The transcript is spliced from 3 exons.